AUGCCUAAGCUACAUUUCAUCACCCUCGGCGUAUCCGUUUUCGCCGGCCUCUCCGUCGCUGCGCCAUCGAUCCCUUUCAUUACGCCAAACACGAUAGUUCCUCUCACGAAGUCACCAGCGGUCUCUUCAACCCUCGAGAGCCGCCAGUCUGCCUGCUUCGUGAUUGGCAGCGACACCCUGCCGGCAGAGGUUGCGACCGUGGUGACCAACAUCCAAUCUGACAUCACCUGCGAUGCUUCAGUGAAGACCCUUUCUGGUGUGCCCGACGUCACAAGUGGGGGCGUCUCCUUCUCCUCCAUCGACUUCAGUCAAUCCAACCAGACUCCUCUAGAAUUUGCCUUGUCGAAAUUCGCCACGGCCAACCCCCUUGCUAGUAGCGACCUGCAGACAUUCCAAGACCAGCUCAACACAUACCUCGCGACAGAGGCCGGCAUCCGCAGUGUCGGUGGAAAUUUGGCUAUCAAGGUGCCCAAGUUCUUCCUUCAGUUUCAAGUCAGUCGUAUCCAGACAGCACAGGGCAAUCCGCCCACAGCAGCAGGAUUGCAGGUAGACCAUCUUCGGGAUAAGGUUACAAAGAACGCUGCCGGCGAGGACAAGGCUUUACUGGACCAAGUAGUUGCUUUGGCCACGCAAUUGAAGUAG
Messenger RNA from Neoarthrinium moseri, 642 nucleotides. RefSeq lists its product as uncharacterized. Bases 1 to 642 code for a protein of 213 amino acids. The record is from RefSeq and is a predicted model, not a curated record. Lineage: Eukaryota; Fungi; Ascomycota; Sordariomycetes; Amphisphaeriales; Apiosporaceae. The transcript has a single exon.